Messenger RNA from Esox lucius (northern pike), 1568 nucleotides. RefSeq names its product GID complex subunit 8 homolog (gene gid8). Gene Ontology annotation, cellular component: cytoplasm; nucleus. The record is from RefSeq and is a predicted model, not a curated record. Gene Ontology annotation, molecular function: protein binding. The transcript is spliced from 5 exons. Bases 105 to 836 code for a protein of 243 amino acids. Gene Ontology annotation, biological process: proteasome-mediated ubiquitin-dependent protein catabolic process; positive regulation of canonical Wnt signaling pathway. Lineage: Eukaryota; Metazoa; Chordata; Actinopteri; Esociformes; Esocidae.
GAGGGCUGCAUCAUUAUUAGGCGUGUUCACAGCAUCGCAGAGGCGAGGAAGCACAGAAGAGGGCACGACGGGACAGAUAAGCCAAAGAACACCUAACAACAAUCAUGUAUCCUACAUGGACAAUGAAAGAGACCUUUGGGCAGUUCAUGAUGAGUUAUGCUGAAAAGCCGGAGGACAUAACGAGAGAAGAGUGGAUGGAAAAGCUCAACAAUGUCCACAUUCAGAGAGCUGACAUGAACAGGCUCAUCAUGAACUACCUGGUUACAGAGGGGUUCAAGGAGGCAGCUGAGAAGUUCCGCAUGGAGUCUGGCAUUGAGCCCAGCGUGGACCUGGAUUCACUGGAUGAGAGGAUAAAGAUCCGGGAGAUGAUCCUGAAGGGACAGAUACAGGAGGCCAUUGCACUAAUCAACAGCCUGCACCCAGAAUUGCUUGACACAAAUCGCUACCUGUACUUUCACCUACAGCAGCAGCACCUGAUCGAGCUGAUCCGUCUUAGGGAGACCGAGGCAGCACUAGAAUUUGCUCAGUCCCAGCUGGCAGAGCAGGGGGAGGAGAGCAGAGAAUGUCUGACGGAGAUGGAGAGAACCCUGGCACUGCUGGCCUUUGACAACCCAGAGGAGUCACCCUUUGGAGACCUCCUGAAUACAAUGCAGAGGCAGAAGGUUUGGAGUGAGGUGAACCAGUCUGUGCUGGACUACGAAAACAGGGAGUCGACGCCUAAACUGGCCAAGCUUCUCAAACUGCUCCUGUGGGCUCAGAAUGAACUUGACCAAAAGAAAGUCAAGUAUCCCAAAAUGACAGACCUCAGCAAGGGCACGAUCGAGGACCCAAAGUGAAACACUAGAGUGCGUGUGCUGACUAAAAGGACUCACCUACUCCCCUCCUUUCUAUUUAUACUCCGAGAGAGACUGACUCAACCUAUUUUCUUUUUUUUGUGUCGGUUGGUUUUUUGGGAGACUUUGAUAACAUGGACUGUGCAAAAUGAAUGGUUUGUAUUUUAAAGUGACUUGCUGCCUGAAACUUCAAUAUCUGAAAUAUAAACCCUUGUAUUUAAAUUCAGUAAAAUGCCGCCUUUUUGUCUGUGAAUAAUAGUUCCGUAUAAGCAUUUCCUUUCUACAUAUUUCACAGUUACACUAUUUUUUUCUGUCUAGUGGCAGGGAAAGUUUGCUAUCUUUGCAUAUAGACAGCGUGUUAAGCCUAAAUUAGGCUGUUGGGGCUAUAAUGUGUCAACCUAGAAGAGAACUGAAUGAGGGUGUGGUGUCAGGAAUAGGUUCCUAUUGCUGUGGUCCAAUGUCCCAAUACAUAUUUUGUUUUCAGAGCAAAAACAUGCAAAUUUCAGUUUCUCAAGAGUGCUAGGUUAGAGGCCAAAGUUGGGUACUAACUGAAUGCUUCUAAGCUGCCAAUGCCCUGCAACUUUGUCAGUGUUAUUGUGACCUUUUCAUCUUGUGUUAUCUUGAACAAACAAGACAAUGUGAGUACAAACAUACAGACAUCCACUCAGUUCACGAUGACAAUUUUGCAUCCAGAUUAUUUACAUGUAUGGAAUAAAGUACUCUUUUGAAACAUGU